UAGUGUGAAGUCAUUGCUUUGUGAAAUAGCCUACAUGGCCUCCUGGUGAAGAAAAACUCUGGAACAUUAGUUUAAUUUAACUUGAUAUUGUUGUAAGCAGCGCAAUUGAUCAAUUUUUGGAGGGACAGAAGAAAGUAAAAGCAAGAAGCAAAAAUGUUGGCUGGAUUAGUAAGAAAGCUAGCUAACUCUACAAUGGGAAGCUGUGCUUCAAACCCAACUGGGAAGAAGGGUGGGAAGAAUCACAAGAGGAAGAAUCACAAAAAUGGAAAGAGAAGAGGGAACAUGGCCACCGCCAUCCCCGUCGACAUGCCGCCAUUGAAGAGGCUUAGCAAUGCAGGAGUGGGAGCUGAUUUCACUCUUAGUGAUUACAUUCAAAUGGAGAUUGAUAAGGGUGGUGCCAAGAGAUCUGAUAAGAAGAUUCAUGUUACUCAGCUCCAAUAUCAUACUCAAAUCGAUGCCAACGGAAAAAUCCAAGAAGAGGCUUGGUUUGACUCAGUUAGUAUUCUUGAUCAUGAUUCGGAUUCAGAUGAUGACUUCAAUAGCGUGCUUGGAGAUUGUUUUCCCUUCACGGAUAAUGCUGUGGGAAGUGUACAAUAUGGUAGUACAUCCUGCAUUGUAGAUUCAGGGUCCAAAAUUGAGGAGUAUUAUCAAAGCUACCUCAAGAUAGAUAAGAACGGAGAGAAAGCUCAAGUUUUGUUUUCUUCUGUUAAAAGAAAAUCAGUUGAUGCAACUAACAAGACUGACUUAUGUCCAUCUGAGAAAUACCUUUACCGUCCCCAAGCAGGGCUUCUGAUUCAACAAUCAAAGCAAGAGAAUGCAUCUCCUGCUUCCUGGUGUGAAAUUUCGCCAUCCGUAUUUAAGCUCCGUGGCGAAAGCUUUUUCAAGGACAAGGCAAAGUGUUCUGCUCCAGCCUAUAGUCCUUAUAUACCAAUAGGUGUUGAUCUAUUUGCAAGUCCGGAGAAGAUAAAUCACAUUGCUAGGCAUCUUGAACUUCCGUCUUUCCAAGAAAAUGGAACCAUUCCUUCUCUUCUCAUUGUUAAUAUUCAGCUGCCAACUUAUCCUGCUAGCAUGUUUCUUGGUAAUGCUAAUGGGGAAGGCUUGAGCCUUGUACUAUACUUUAAAUUGUCGGAAAAUUUUGAAACAGAGAUCUCGCAACAGUUUCGCAAUAGCAUCAAGAGAUUGAUGGAUGAUGAGAUGGAGACAGUGAAAGGAUAUAGAAAGCAGAACACGGUUCCUUUCAGGGAAAGGCUAAAAAUUCUGGCUGGUGUAGUAAAUCCAGAAGACAUGAGUCUCAAUUCUGCUGAAAGGAAGCUUGUUAGUGCCUACAAUGGCAAGCCAGUGCUUUCACGCCCUCAACACGAAUUCUUUAGGGGACCUAACUACUUUGAGAUAGACCUGGAUAUACAUCGGUUUAGCUAUAUCUCUAGGAAAGGACUUGACUCACUCCGAGACCGUGUAAAGAAUGCAGUACUUGAUGUUGGCUUAACUAUUCAGGCACAAAAGGAAGAAGAACUUCCAGAGCAAGUUUUGUGCUGCUUAAGAUUGAACAAAAUUGAUUUUGUUAACCAUGGUCAAAUUCCGACCUUAGUUACUCUUGAUGGUUGAUUCAGGCAGGCAUCAGUUGAGAAUCUGUCGGGGAAUUAAGAGAAAUUGAUUGUUUGACUCAUAAUUUAAUAUAAUUUGGAGGGUGGCAUCUAUUUAAUUAACGGCAAAAAGAAGAAGGAAAAAAGAAAGAAAGAUGAAGAGAACUUUGAUCAUUUUGUUAUGUGCAGUUCUUUUGUUUUUUUCCUUUAGUUUUUCCCUUUUUUUUCCCUUCUUUCUAAUCAUUUACUAUUUGGUGAUGGUAUGGUACUAAAGUCCUGUGUUUGUUAUUAUUAAGCGUGCACCCCUUGUGACAUUGUACAUACCCCAAAUAAAUACACAGAAAUAAUAACAUUAUGUUGGGGAUGGUUAGAUGUGGACUUUGAAAGAUCACUUUGAGAGCUUCACCCCAAGGAAGUGGUGCUGUGAUUUUGACUUUUUAGUUUGUAGAAUCGGUUGUGUUUAUUUGUACAACUCAAAGUUGUUCGAUAAUUUUGAUCUUUAG
This is a messenger RNA of Arachis duranensis, 2086 nucleotides long. Its product is annotated as protein ENHANCED DISEASE RESISTANCE 2. The transcript is spliced from 10 exons. Bases 154 to 1605 code for a protein of 483 amino acids. The record is from RefSeq and is a predicted model, not a curated record. Lineage: Eukaryota; Viridiplantae; Streptophyta; Magnoliopsida; Fabales; Fabaceae.